This is a messenger RNA of Lemur catta (Ring-tailed lemur), 6835 nucleotides long. It is a transcript of the gene HOMER2, whose product is annotated as homer scaffold protein 2. The transcript has 10 exons. The coding region runs from base 323 to 1393 and encodes 356 amino acids. Lineage: Eukaryota; Metazoa; Chordata; Mammalia; Primates; Lemuridae. The record is from RefSeq and is a predicted model, not a curated record. Gene Ontology annotation, molecular function: G protein-coupled glutamate receptor binding. Gene Ontology annotation, biological process: regulation of store-operated calcium entry; G protein-coupled glutamate receptor signaling pathway. Gene Ontology annotation, cellular component: dendrite; plasma membrane; cytoplasm.
CGGCGCAACGCGCGGAGGCGAAGUGGCUGCGGCCCGGUAGCGGGCGGAGAGCGGACGCUGCCUUCCGCGCGCCUGCGGCCCGCAGGGUGACUGCGCAGUCAAAGAUGUCGCCGUCUGUUACGCCCUGUGGGGACCGGUGACGGGUAGGGGCGGAAGUUCUGAGAAUACAUCGAGAAGGGAGGUAAAAGCUGCUUCCGGCCGCCGGCGCCGGAGUCCGUGGAGAAUGUAAGGUCCUGGAGACAGAAGGCACAGCCCACCACGCAGAACCACAUGGGAAAGACCGGCGUGGCCAGGAGGCGGAAGACAGGAGCCAGGGGAAAGCAUGAGGCCAGAGCCUUCACUGGGAUUUCCUUGGGGGAAAGGAAGAGAACAGCCCAUCUUCACCACCCGAGCGCACGUCUUCCAGAUUGACCCCAGCACCAAGAAGAACUGGGUGCCUGCAAGCAAGCAGGCGGUCACCGUUUCCUACUUCUACGAUGUCACGAGGAACAGCUAUCGGAUCAUCAGUGUGGACGGAGCCAAGGUGAUCAUAAACAGCACAAUCACACCGAAUAUGACUUUCACCAAAACAUCGCAGAAGUUUGGGCAGUGGGCCGACAGCAGAGCCAACACGGUGUUUGGUUUGGGGUUUUCCUCUGAGCAGCAGCUGACAAAGUUUGCAGAGAAGUUCCAGGAGGUGAAAGAAGCUGCCAAACUAGCCAGAGACAAGUCCCAGGAGAAAAUCGAGACCUCGAGUAAUCAUUCCCAAGCAUCCAGCGUCAAUGGGACGGACGAUGAAAAGGCCUCUCAUGCGGGUCCAGCCGACACACACCUCAAGUCUGAGAAUGACAAGCUGAAGAUUGCGUUGACGCAGAGCGCGGCCAACGUGAAGAAGUGGGAGAUCGAGCUGCAGACCCUGCGGGAGAGCAACGCCCGGCUGACCACGGCGCUGCAGGAGUCGGCGGCCAGCGUGGAGCAGUGGAAGAGGCAGUUCUCCAUCUGCCGCGACGAGAACGACCGGCUCCGCAACAAGAUCGACGAGCUGGAAGAGCAGUGCGGCGAGAUCAACAGAGAGAAGGAGAAGAACUCCCAGCUGAAGAGGAGGAUCGAGGAGCUGGAGGCAGAACUCCGAGAAAAGGAGACGGAGUUGAAAGAUCUCCGCAAACAGAGUGAAAUCAUACCUCAGCUCAUGUCAGAGUGCGAGUAUGUCUCUGAGAAGCUGGAGGCCGCGGAGAGAGACAACCAAAACCUGGAAGACAAAGUGCGUUCUCUGAAGACGGACAUUGAGGAGAGCAAGUACCGGCAGCGCCACCUGAAGGUGGAGCUGAAGAGCUUCCUGGAGGUGCUGGACGGGAAGAUCGACGACCUGCACGACUUCCGCCGCGGCCUCUCCCAGCUGGGCGCCGACAACUAGCGCGCCGUGAGUGCCGCGCGUCCUCCCGCGUGUCGCUUCGCCCUGCAGGCGGCGCCUGCGCGUCCCCGGCCAGUCGCGCCGCCGCCCCUCCUGUCCGGAGCCCACGGCUCCUUCGCCCCCGGCCUCGGGAGGCUCUGGACGCCCGGAAGGUUCUGACUCAGGAAUCCAGAACUAGGUCUACCUAAACCACUUACGCAGUCAGGGCAGGGACGUUUCUAUCUUUCCUAAGGGCUGUUGCAACCAUGAGAACUGAAAAAAAGUAUUUUCUAAUCCAAAUAUCAGCGUUCUUCACGCCAGGCCACGCGGCUCCUUUUAGCGAGUGGCCUUCAGCUGUUGGAACGUCCCCCGGGACGGUCCCAGGGGCACAGCGGGACCACGCCCCUCUCGGUAACGCCGAGACGCUUUCAAACAACCCGUUGGUGGCGUCUCGGCCAGAGAGAACAAGCUGCGGCGGGCCGCCCGCAUCCGCCCUGCUGGCCGGUUCUUACGGUUGCGACAACGUCCCUUUUCUUGGUUUUAAUUUCUGAGCAGAUGAUUGUGCUGUGAGAACAGCACCCAGUGAGGGGCCUGGCACGGUGCCUGGCACGAAGUAGGUGCUUAAUAAAUAUUUGUUCAGUUAAACAUAGAAACAGAAUUUAGUGUGUUAAUCAAACCCCACAACAGAACUCAAACCCCUGUUGAGUGAUGCUCUGCCCCAUCCAUGAUGCUCUUCCCGGGGCUCUGUGACCCUGGAACCGCCUUCUCCAGGCAAGGAGGCCUGUGGCCAGGGGAUUCCAUGGUUUAGGGGCUGCCUAGAGCUUGGUGGGAUCUAGGGUGGGAUCCUAUUAAGGGUUUGCGCAGUUGAGGAGAAAUCACACAGGCCCAUGAGGGAGAGAGCACAGCUUUGAGCCUUGGCCUUCUCAGCAGAGAAACCCUGCUGGGCUCCGCCUCUUGCCUGUCUCAGUUCCUGCUAAGGAAGGGACAGGAGCCAUAAACCCCUCCUCUCUGACAGCUGCUCAGCGGGGCCACGGGCAUUUGGGUGCUGCUGGCAUCCCCCAUUAGCAGGGACUGCCCGCGCACGGCAAGAUGUUUGGAUCCUUGGCCCUGCACAUUUCUAAAUGCCUUGGGCGGGGGAGGCUUUGGUGCCCCCUUACCCCUUUGAGACCACCUAAGAGAACUUCUCGCUCUGGAAACAUUUUUGCACAUGGACGUGGUUAGGGUUUGGCAGCCUGCAGAGGGGUGGGGUCUACAGACGUGACCCGGCCCCAAGGUGAGCGUCCAAGUCCUGCUGCUCUGCUUCCCUGUGCUGAGACGGCUCUCUGAGCUGGGACGUCUUGUCUGGGAUGGGGAUAGAAGGGAAGGCUGGUGACCUGCAGCACCAGGACUUUAGGGGAGGCCCCGCAGGUGGGGUGGGGGGCUUUGGUCGAAUACAUGGGGCUCUUGGCAGACAGGAAAUGGGAAGCGUGGUCUGCCCUCUAGCUGAUUCGAGCUAGGGCGCUGCUGGACCUGCCGUUUCCCCAGAGCUCCCACGUGGCUCUCAGGACAGUUGGUAGCAGCUCCCUACUGGCUGUGCCAGGAGACAAGAGAGCUGGCCUGGCUGAGAGUUGGCCCCGUGGCCCAGAAGGGAAUAGAGGGGCUUCCUCUCAAUCCAGCCUUGGCCCACCUAUCCACAGACUGGGCAGGACCAGGGGAUGCUGGGAUCCAGAAACCCUCAGCUUGGGUCUUUAGAUGACCUCCACCUCUGUUAGGUGACGUAUUAAUCUAGAAGGAGCCAUCUCGACUGACUGGAGCGUGCUCAGGUGACGUGUUCAUCAUAGGAUAAUUGCUAAAGUCACUGACGCAUUCCAGCAUCAGCGACUUUAGAAAACCUUGAAAGUGGAAGCCUAGGAAACGUAGGAGGAGCCAUCGCCACCGAGGGCUACUGUGAGGUCGAGACCCCUGUCCCGGCUCACCAGCCAUCGCAGAGUUUGGUGAGCAUCUUGCAGGUAGCAGGUGAGGAACGUAGAUUCCUCGUCCCCCCCACCCAGCUCUAAAACUUGCAGCCCCGGAGCUGAGAGUCACAGGGAAAGGUAAGUUGGGUUUGGCAGUGAGAGCACCGCUUGAUGAAAGCACUGAACUUCCCAUCCUCCUGCUUCUCUCUGAAGAUCUUAGUGUUUCUUCAUGUACUUUCUUUAAAAAUAAUAAUAAUGCCCAGGAACAACCGAGGCAGUCAGUCGGAGACUGGCCCUCUCUGACAGCCGCUGGCGCUGUGGACAGUGGACUCAGUUCAGUGAAAAUGCCCCGCUGAAUUUAUCCUGGUGUUCACUUGGGCUGGUGUGACACACCCUUAUGCAUUCCGAUGUCCCGCCCAGUCUUAGUACCGCUCUGGGUGCGGGCAGGACACAAGCCCUUCCCUCCUGAGCGUGGUGGCCACGUUGUGCUGCCUGGGAGGUGUAGCCAGGACUGUGUUUUCAGUUUCCAGAUGGGGUCUCCCAGUUUUUGACGUUUCCAAGACUGGCUUUCUGCAUCUGGGAAACCUGGGGUGUAAAACGGGCCAAUGAAAACUUGGAACCUCUUUACCCAUGAGGAUCUUUAAAAAUAAUUUUUCAUUCUAGUCAAGACCCAACUGGAUGCAUUUUAAAGUUGGGAGCAGUGAGGAAGUCAUCCCAGUGCCUGGGGAAUGGAGACCACCAGUGUGGUCAGGCUGUGAAGGGAAAGAGAACCAGUGUUCACGUGAGACCUUGAACUCGUGCAGCCCCUCGGUUGCAUCUCUGCUGCGGGCAGUCGCUUUAGACCUUAAUCGAGUGAGUGGACUGGGCAGAGAUUGUUACCCGCAUUUUGCAGACAGGAAGCAGAGACAGAGAAAGUGAUGUACCCAGGGUAACCCACCUGUGACCAGUAGCGUGGGCUCUGCAUCCAGAUGUCCUGGGCCUUGGUACAGUGUCUUUCUGAGCCAAGUGGCUGUUCCCCUUUUGGUGACCCUUGGGUGCCAAGAGAAAAAAAAUUCUUAUGUAUCCUGAUACGAGCACAUUGCAAUUAUAUCAUUUUAAUAUGUGUCCAUAGUAAAGAGCAAUUUACAAAGGCAUGAAUCAGAAUCACCUUUAGGAAUGAUGUUCUUUAUAAACAGUAAGUUCCACUUUUGAAUAAUUCUGGUUUUGCAAGGAUCUCUCCAAGAGAGUUGAUUAAAAUGACCGUGCUCUGAGAGGUCGAUUGUAUGGAACACGAACUCACCUGGAGUUCUUUAUUGAUGGCUUUAGCGGAGGCAGAGCAAUUAGUUCAAAACAAGCGGGAGGCCCUGAAAUUGCACGGACACAAACAGAGUCCUGGCUGGGAGGUGGCCUGUCCGCUGCCCGCCCCCUUCCUGGAGACGAGCUCUUCCUGGGGAGGGAGAAGGCUCGCCUGGUGGUUGGAGUGGGUCGGUGGAACCCGGCCAGCACCCAGGAUGACUGUGCGCAGAGGGCGGUUGUCCGCGAUUGCGGGCUCCGUGAACACAGCCUCAUGGUGGCUGGCAGGCCCCUGGCUGGUGUGGACUGUUUUCGUGAAACAUCAAGCAAAGGGUGGAACAUAGCACAGUUCGUGUGCUGCCCAGAAGCAUUGUGACGUGCCCAUUGUGAAAGGCCUCUUUCUCUAUAGAAAAGUCUCCUUUGUAGAAACUAGCACAGCUUUGCAUAAGAACCAACCACAGGGUGUGCCGGGGACCUUAUGGUGGGACCUCACACGUGGCCAGGUGCACCCUCGGAAAGAGGGCAGCUGCGAGUGACUCAGUGUAGGCUCUUGGUGGAGCCGCCGUGUGCGGGUGAGCCGGCCGCUUCUCCCCGCUAACAGCCCGCAGUGGGUUGCUUGUGCCAUUCAUCCUUCUAGAAGUUAUGAUUCUUUUAUUCCCUUGAAAUGCCACUGGAUUUGAAGCACUUGCAAACUAGAAGCUUUGUACAUCAAUGUCCAUAUGUAUUUUUAAAUGAUGUGCAUGGUUUAAAAGGACUCUAAUAUCUGAGUACAUGGCUUCCCCAGAGACAUAGUGUAUGUUCUGGGGAUGGCGGAGGGUACCGGCAUGGAGAAGGAAUCCUUUCUAGAAAUGUGUGAUUUACAUGUCUCUUGCAUGUACCUCUCUCAAGAAUGUGGGUUUUCUAGUCGACUGGGCAAGCGAGAAGGUGACUUAGGUAAGAAUUUUUAGUGGGAUGAAAUGUUCCGGUGAGCUUAGGACUCCGUGUGUGCGCUGGGCAGGAAGUAGCACGGGGAAGUGGGAGCAACGGUGAGGAAGAGAUUUCAAUAACAAACAUGUAGACCUAAGAGGAGAACUUAUUUUCAUAAUUCUGGUAGUGAUGUUCUGUAUUCUGGAAUCCAUUCACAAGGAGAGCGUGCGGGGCUGUGUUUGCAGAAUUGUACAGCGCCCUGCUCUCUCUGACGGCGCGGCCGGUGUGUGUUUUGGCAGGUGACUGGCAGCGCUGACAGUGUGCAGCUGUGUGGAGGUGUCACUGUUCUUACCCUGCUGUUACGCUUUUAAUAGGUCUUGACUUUACAUCAUUUGUAGCAAUGUCUUAUGGUGUGACAGCCAAGAAGACAUUUCUUGCAUCAAAUAAGUACGGGGUGGAUAAGUGGAGUCUCCCAAGAGUACUGCGUUAUUUUUUCCCCCUUUUAAAAAUGAUUUUUGGUAUAUAAAUAAUAUAUACCUUUUUUUAAAAAAAGAAACUGCAGAUGAAUGGAAAGAAAAAAACCACUUGUUAUUACACCAUCUGAUUAUAACCACUGUUAACAUGUCAGUAUAAAUCUUUCAGACAUUUUUCUAUGCAUCUAUAUUUGUUUUAUUUCUUUUUCCAUGAAAUACACAUACUGUUUUAUAACUUUUUUUUCCCCUUUAAAUACUAUAUUGUGAAUAUGUUUCUAUAUUAGUAAAUAUGUAAUUACAUCACUUUUAACAUUUAUGUAGGUUGUACCUUGGAUACUUAGAUUGUUUCCUGUUUUUUACUGUUGUAGUCAAGGACAUGAUGAAAUUCUUCUAACAUUUUUUGUGAACUUUUCAGACUAUUUACUUAGGAUAAUUUUCUAUAAUUGGACUUGCUGGCUGCAAAGAAUGCCCCUUCGUAUCUGCGGCUCUUUUCCUUCCUGGGCAUACGGGAGACUUCACUCUCCAGCCCCUGUAGGCAUUCAGGAUCCAGCCAUUAAUUCUGGCCAAUGACAUGUGAGCAGAGGUGACUUAUGGAACUCUAGGCUGAGACUGUGAAGUGCCCAUGUGCAGUUGUGCAGUGUGUGUCCCCUUUUCUCAGCAAAUGGUGACGUCGUAGGGGUGGAGUCUCUGUCAGCCUGGGUCCCUGAGUGACUGUGUGGAGCAACUGACUCCUCUCCUUCCUCAUCCUACACUCUGCACAGACAUGUAGGAUGAAUAAAGAAUAAACCUUAAGUGUUACACUGAGAUUCCAGGGUCAGUUUGUUACUGGAGCAUAACAUAUCCUGCCCUAACUAUCAAUAAAAAGGGUAUGUACAUUUUUA